Messenger RNA from Stereum hirsutum FP-91666 SS1, 1086 nucleotides. RefSeq lists its product as uncharacterized. Bases 100 to 750 code for a protein of 216 amino acids. Lineage: Eukaryota; Fungi; Basidiomycota; Agaricomycetes; Russulales; Stereaceae. The transcript is spliced from 4 exons. The record is from RefSeq and is a predicted model, not a curated record.
CAGGAAUCGACACUUCUCGCUCUGUCUCUCCUCCUCACGAAAUCUCAUCCUCGUCUACGAACCUUUCUUACGCAUCCAUACCUCCACUACUAACCUACGAUGCGUUUUACUCUUGCUGUUGUGUUCGCUGGUGUUGCAGCCGUCGCCAAUGCACACUUCCAACUGGCGUACCCCCCUCCUCGAGGUGUAUUCGAUGAGGAUAAUGAGGUCAACUUCUGCGACUCGUAUACCAAUGCAGUCGAUAAUCGUACAACCUUCCCGCUCAGCAACGGCUUUUUCACCUUUAACAGCGAGCACCCCUCAUGGACUCUUGGUGUUUUGAUUUCGACCGUGCAGAACCCUGUAUCAUUCGAUAACUUCACCGCGAACGACACCAGCAGCGGUGCGGACCAAUUUGCACGGAACUUCGCGUCUGGUACUGGCGAGGGUACUUUCUGUAUUCCUCUCGACCUUUCCAGCAUUGGGGUCUCGGGCGUGCAAGACGGCGCAAAUGUGACGAUCCAAAUCGUGUUCGAUGGAGGUGACGGGAACCUCUUCCAGUGCGCCGACUUGACCCUCGAGAGCAACUCUACCACACCAUCGAGCGUAACUUGCUCAAACGCGACUUCCUCAAGCUCUGACGACAACUCCACAUCAUCAUCAUCAUCGGCCUCCAGUCUGAGGAUCGGGUCUACGACGUUUGCUUCAUCAUGGGCUGCAUAUGCCGGUGCGUUAGGCGCCGUGGCGGGGCUUGCUAUGUCGGUGCUAUAAACAUUCUUAUUCGCUCUUUCGGGUUUUGUGGGCGGAUGGUCUGCUAUGAUGGCGUAUUAUAUGACUUAUCAAAAUGAAACGUAUCCUUGACGAUUUUCCAGUGACAUCGGUCUCCACUACAACCUUGAAAGUGUGGAUGGUGUCUCCAGCGCGCUGACUCGACAGGAUACGUUGUGGCCACUUCUGUUCCAUAUUGUAGCGACACUGGGACAUGCGUGUCCCUCGUCUAUGAGUACAUGCGUUUCUACUAGGGGUUCGGUCAAUUUUUUUGUCGGAUGUUACGGGUCCCUCGGUACGAUACAAAUAUUUUCUAUCAAUAUGCAUAUGCAAGUCCGC